AUGCAAUGAUAGAAACUACAAUUCCCAUGAAGCCCUUGCACAUUGUGAACUCCACUGGCGCAGGCUGUCUGCUCGUGUGUGCAGAGUCUUGGGUGCUUCGAGCUUUUACACCACGUUAUCAUCAUGCUGACACUGCCACUGAGAUAUUUAGUCAGGCCUCUGUGCCAGCGUGUGAGUGUGAGUCUGAGAGGGCAACACUCUGCAGCAGCACAGGCACCUGAUCAUGAGCGGCCCUGGACCGGACAGGACAGCCUGGCGCAGGACGAUCCCGAGAUGUGGGACCUGCUGCAGAAAGAGAAAGACAGACAGUGUCGUGGGCUGGAGCUCAUUGCUUCCGAGAACUUCUGCAGCCGAGCAGCACUAGAGGCCCAGGGCUCCUGCCUCAAUAAUAAGUAUUCAGAAGGCUACCCAGGAAAGCGGUAUUAUGGUGGUGCGGAGGUAGUGGAUCAGAUCGAGUUGCUAUGUCAGAAGCGCGCUCUCAAUGCAUUUGAUCUGGACCCGUCUCUCUGGGGAGUCAACGUUCAGCCGUACUCGGGCUCUCCGGCUAACUUUGCCGCCUACACUGCAGUGCUGAAACCCCACGAGCGUAUCAUGGGUCUGGACCUGCCUGACGGAGGACACCUUACACACGGCUACAUGUCUGAUGUGAAGCGAAUCUCUGCUACUUCAAUCUACUUUGAGUCUAUGCCCUACAAACUCAACCCUAAAACAGGUCUGAUAGACUACGACCAGAUGGAGCUGACUGCGAAGCUGUUUCGGCCUAGGCUGAUCAUCGCCGGCACCAGUGCUUAUGCCCGCCUCAUCGACUAUGCUCGCAUCAAGAAGCUGUGUACAGAGUUAAAUGCAUACCUGCUGGCAGACAUGGCCCACAUUAGCGGCCUCGUGGCUGCUAAAGCUGUUCCCUCUCCGUUUGAGCAUGCCGACCUCGUCACCACAACCACACACAAAUCUCUCAGAGGAGCCAGAGCCGGGCUGAUAUUCUACCGUAAGGGUGUGCGCUCUGUGGAUAAGAAAGGUGCUCAGGUGAUGUAUGACCUCGAGGACAAGGUCAACUUCUCAGUCUUCCCCUCUCUCCAGGGAGGUCCCCACAAUCAUGCAAUCGCUGGGGUUGCUGUGGCUCUGCGACAGGCCAACACCCCAAUGUUUAGAGAAUACAUUGCACAGGUGAUGAAGAACGCAAAAGCCAUGGCUGAUGCAUUGCUGAGAAAAGGAUACACUCUUGUGUCAGGUGGGACUGAUAAUCACCUGGUGCUGGUAGAUUUGAGACCACAGGGAAUGGAUGGAGCACGUGCUGAAAGAGUUUUGGAGCUGGUCUCCAUUACAGCCAACAAAAACACCUGCCCUGGGGACAAGAGCGCACUCACACCCGGAGGCCUGCGACUGGGUGCCCCGGCUCUGACCUCUCGGCAGUUUAAAGAGGCAGACUUUGCGCGUGUUGUGGACUUCUUGGACGAAGGCUUCAAAAUCGCUCUGGAUGUCAAGAAAAAGACCAAGAAAUUAGCGGAGUUUAAGAGCUUCCUCCUGGAGGACCCUGAGACUGUUGCUCGGAUCGGUGACCUGCGCAGUCGGGUGGAGGCGUUUGCCCGGCCUUUCCCCAUGCCAGGCUUCUCCGAUCACUAGCCCCGAGCCGAGACUGAGAACCGGGUGAAGCUCCGCAUCCAUCUAGGAGCCUUUCAGCUACUUGCAGCAGAGUUAACAGUGAGAAAUGUAUCAGUAUUGGGAUAGAACUUUUUUCCGGUUUAAUAUGAGCCUCCUUUGUUAAUCAGGCUCCAUGUUGGAAAACAUGAUGUGAAGGGUUGCUGCUUGAGUAGCUUCGUCACCACACAGAAUUCUGAAUAUAAGAACAAAAUGGUUUUUCCCCACCCGAAAUGUAUAAGUCUUAAUGAGCCUGUAGUGCACAAAUAGACCGUCUAUAAACAGUUUUCUUCACGUUGCAGCUCUGUUGUGAUGUAUAACAAGAACCGAUGUGUGAUUAGUUUUGGUUGCCCACACAUUUUGAUUUUUUCAUUUUUAAAUGCUGAAUCAAGGGCCUGAAAAUACUGGGAUUUAAAUCCAAACUCAGAUUGAACAGGUGUGCUAUCAGACUGUUCAAAGCUGUUCAGUGACAGUCUGGCCUGGAGAACACAAAAUAAACAGCUCUAGUUCCAUUUCUCUAUGACAGUUUUAAUUCUGCAAGAGUAACCAGUUUGUAACUUGCGUUCAUUUU
Molecule: messenger RNA, 2206 nt
Organism: Hemibagrus wyckioides
Lineage: Eukaryota; Metazoa; Chordata; Actinopteri; Siluriformes; Bagridae
Gene: shmt2
Product: serine hydroxymethyltransferase 2 (mitochondrial)
Exons: 12
Coding region: 124-1620 (498 amino acids)
Biological process (GO): tetrahydrofolate interconversion; regulation of oxidative phosphorylation; purine nucleobase biosynthetic process
Cellular component (GO): cytoplasm; mitochondrial inner membrane; cytosol
Molecular function (GO): mRNA 5'-UTR binding; pyridoxal phosphate binding; zinc ion binding
Source: RefSeq, a predicted model, not a curated record